Sphaerulina musiva SO2202 is the source of this 2389-nucleotide messenger RNA. RefSeq lists its product as uncharacterized. Gene Ontology annotation, cellular component: nucleus. Bases 915 to 2285 code for a protein of 456 amino acids. The record is from RefSeq and is a predicted model, not a curated record. Lineage: Eukaryota; Fungi; Ascomycota; Dothideomycetes; Mycosphaerellales; Mycosphaerellaceae. The transcript is spliced from 3 exons.
GCUUACAAUGCUGGACGAUCAGCGAAAAUUCGGCUACUCCGGUGUGUCCAAGAGGCCGAAUGCUCCAACUUCUUUGCGCCGACCCAUAUCGCGCAAGCCGCUAUCGACAUCUCGGCUCUCGUUACUGGAAGAACAACCCCGUGCCGCACGAUCGCCUUUCGGAGCGCCUGUACCCGCUCCCGCGCGGCGGAGUGAAUCGAUGGAGAGGCUGAGCUCUCAUAUAGCUGAGCUUCAGCAUCAAGUCAAGACGCUUACUGAUGUACUGCUCGAACGGAAAACUUAAGGGGAAUGGAGUGCAUGAAGGCCAUGCGAAAGCGCCUGUGAUAUCGCACUGAAACUUUGCAAGGACAUGGCCUUUGACGUGCGACCUCCUCGCAUUAGUGCCCAGACGCGAUUGGAAGGAGAGCUGGGACGAGGUCGGCGCGCUUAAUGGACAUAUCGCACCCAAGCGCGACCUACCAGGGAGCUUGCAUUAAUAUACAUGCCCGGAUCCGGCCCAUGGUUAGGUCCUGGCUGCCGCACUGGCUCGUCGACAAUAGCGUCGGCAUCGGUUACCAUUACAUCGGUACUUGUGCCAAGCCAUGCCGAAGAGCCUCGCUUGCCGCGUGGAUUUUCCUCUCUGCGCUGUACGCUACUGAUGCAUGCUGCGUCUAUCUGCCUCUGGAGGCUCCGGUGGAGCUCAAUGAUGCGUGUGCACUCUCCUGAUCCUGCCCGUCGACCAACCCAAUGUGACCCUGGUUAUCUGGCACCGGCUCCCGCGCCACAAGCGCAGCUUUCUCCGUUUGCUACUGCAAUAUGGCCCUCACGACUCUUGUGAAGCCAUAGCCACCCUAUGUCUGGCUCAGCAACACUGCCCAGUCCCUACGCUGUCGGCCUCUAUUCUCGUAUAUACCACCAUUAUUGCGCAGUCCCUCAUGACGUCCAUUGCGCUCGAUCUAGAUAUCUAUUUGAUCCUUUCGUUUCAAGUGGCAACACCAGAUCCUACUCGGCUCCUACCAGUGACCAUGAGCUUCUACCAGGCAGAGGACUACAAAGACGACAACGAAGGCAGCAUCGACGACUGGCAGAAUUACCAUGCUGUCCCUCAAUCGACACAGAGUGGACAGCCUGGUCAUUCUACCGAACACAGCAACUACGGCCUCGAUAAUGAUAGCUAUCCAUAUUCCAUAAUUGAUGCAUCGUCCCAGAAUCCCUAUUCGAUAUCACAAGACAUGAUUUGGCCAACAGAGACUUCCACUUUGGGAUACGACUCUCUUCAGACUCCGACGCAGGCAAUGUUCAAUAAUAUGGCAGGCAAUCUAUCGACACUGAGCUUUUCGUCAUCUGGGCCCAUUCAGGACACUCCAUUUGCACCACACACACCAGCUAGGCCCAUAGACGCGGAAGAGCAGAGCUAUCGGACUAUGAGUGCCCGGACCGACUACUCGCAGGGGCAAUAUUCGCAGCAGGUUCCUCCACCCGCUCCAAUGUACGAUGUACCUGCGUCUCAGAAAUCGCCCACACAGUCCGAUCGCAGUGCAAGCUACAACUCUCCCUUGAUCGAAUCGUCGCCGUAUGCACAAUCCGAUGGAUAUUUCCAAGUCAGUCCACCACGCAUCAAGGCGGAAGACUCCUUUGAAUACAGUCAGAAUCAUCUCUACUCGGUCCCUGGCACGCCGAGCUACGGGUAUCCAUCAUACGUUGAUCCUCUUGAUAUCUGUUCACAGGCCACAUCAUCUUCCGCGCCCGCGCAGCUUGCACGAAGCGCGUCUGACCAUGUCAAGCUCGAGGUCAAGCAGGAGUUCGAGGUCAACCUCUCACAAGCAGCCCGUUCGACAGAGCGGCUGGUCGCUGGCGUACCUGGCGCAUCAGAUACAGGGCGCCGGGACGAAGCUAAGGGACGCUUCAAGCGUGGCUUCACCACAGUGGAGAACUCGACCUGUCAGUGUGAAGUGUGUGGGAGGCUCUUCCAACGGAUGUACAACCUCAAAGCUCACAUGGAGACUCACGAUCCUGAUCGUGAACAACCGCACGCAUGCCGAUAUCAUGGCUGCGAGCGGAGGUUCGUGCGACGAACAGAUCUGAUGCGACACGAACAGAGUGUCCAUUUGAAACUGCGCAACUUUGCGUGCAUAUUUUGUAACAAUGCGUUUGCGCGCAAAGACACUCUCCGACGACACAUUGAGGAUGGUUGUCCCUGUCGACCCGAGACGAAAAAGCGCCUUGACCGGCGUCGCAGCGCCUCGACGGUGAAAUCUCAACGACCUUUGAGGAGACUUCCUCCUAUCAAGUCGGAGUCGCAGUGAAGAAAGAAAGAAGGAAGGAAGGAAGGAAAGAAAGAAAGGAAGGAAGGAAGGAAGAAAAAAAGCUCUCGAGUACUGUACGUACGCGGUCAGAAAAGGUCAAGAGG